ACGGGCCCCGGGUUGGUGUUUGUAAACUUGCCUCGGUCCCGGCGCGAGCAGCGGCGGCCGCGGGCUUGGCACGGGGCGCCUGGGGCCUGGAGGGGGCGCCGCGCGGCGGAGGAGACGGCGGGAGACCGCGCCGGACAGGUUUCUGGACCAGACCUAGAGCUUCACCAAGAGAAUUCGACUUGGAAACCAAGACUGGUAGACUCUCGUUUCUUCCGGCAAGAAGCAGAAGUCAGAGAGAGACUACGGAUUUUUGGGACACCUGUUUUCCUUUUGGAGGACGCUAAGUUCUUUGGGAAGACAAGACAGUUCAGUAUGGCAACAGAACUGAAAGAACAGGAGGGAGAGCCAUUACUGUGAUUUGGUGACAGUUCUUCAAACAACAGUGUCCUAAGGAAAAUUGGAUAAAGAAUUUCUGAACUUGUUUUGGGUUCGUUAAGUGAGGAGUCAGCAUGGCUCAGGUAAAAAGCUCUAGCGUCCUCCUUCAAGACCGUUCACUGGGAAGCCUGUUUGCAGUGUCACUCUUGAAUUCUGCCUUAGUCAACAGUAUUGGCCAUCCCCAGUGAGCCGAGCUCUGUAUUAAGCACCAGGGGGAGAUCUAGAGGAAGGAAAGGAGACAGGCCACAGCCCCUGCCUUCAGGGAGCUUCCAGUCAAAUGAAGGAGGAAUUUUAUUGAGCUCCUGUUACAUGCAAGGCAUUGUGCUUGGAGUACAAAGAUGAAUAAGAUUGUCCUUGUCCCCCAGUAAGCUUCCAGGCUAGUUGGGGGGAGGGGGGAUGACGGAAAGACAGUCUGUUAUUUACUACUCUUAUAUUCAUGGUGCCCUGCGAGAUAGCUGGCUGGUACUAGAGACUCUCCGAGUCUGUUGAUUAAAGGAGUUCAUGGCGCUAGAAGGGUGUUGCUGCACGCCGGCACUUCUGCCUGGAUGGGAAAAAGGAAGAGAAGCUUGCAGUUAGCACAGGAUUUUGCUAGAUAAACAGGAGGGCAUUCAGACAGAGGGACUGUGUGGGCAUGGGGUGCCACUGGCGGUCGGUGGGUAGUUAAGGAGCUAAAGGAUUAGAGAUGGGGGAUCGUUAGGCAGGGUAGGUAAUGAAGGAGGGGGUUUGUUUUCUGGAGGCGUCAGAGAGACAGGGAAGAUAACGAAAGUGGGGAGUUGUUUCCUGGAGAAGUCAGCUGAGUGUGGCCCAAGGGUUUUUUGUGUCUUCCUAAGGAAUUAGAUGUUACUGUCCAGAGAGUGGGGACCUCCCCCCCCCUCAAAGCAAUGUCGUUCAGAAGAUAGCUGUCAUUGUGAAGGUGGCAGAUGGAUUGAUUGGAAGGACGAGAUGACCAGAGGGACAGUUAGAGUCUUCUGAAUGGAUAGUCGUGCGCUUCUCUGAGCUUUCUUUGAGGAAAACCUCUACCAGUCUCACCAGGAUGGCAGCCUGAUUAUAGUGGGAUUGGCUUUCUUCCAAGUGCUGCAGCCUCUGGGCCUUUCCCUUUGUCUGUUUGCAGCUUACUCCACGGCAUUCGCUGUGCUUACUGUUCUGAGGAGGUUGCUUCUACCAGGCAUUGACUUUGUGCUUGGCACUAAGCAUUCUACAUCCCUCUCCUGUCCUCCUUGGCCCUGUGAGGGUAGGCACUCUGACAGGUUUUUACGGUUGAGGGAAGCAAGGCUUCAAAGGUGGAGAGGCUUGCCCAGAAUUGCAAAGUCCAAACAGCAAAACUAAGAUUUUUUUUUAACUUCAAAGUUCAUGGAAGUGAAAGAAGAGAUUCCCAAGACACAUUGAUCAUCCAAAGGAAAAUAUUUUUACUAAUCCGGGUGUUUGUUGACUAAGAGACUUUCUUGAGUAAGAGAAAUCUCAAAGCACCUCUAUUGAAUUAACUUUCCAAAUUUUAUUUAGUGCACACUUAGAAAUGACCUAAAGGGGGUUGAAGGGAGCCAAGUGUGGUGUCACAUACUAAUUCCAGCACUCGGGAGGCAGAGGCAGGCGGAUCUCUUUAAUUUGAGCCCAGCCUGGUCUAUAGAGUGACUUUCAAGACAGCCAGAGCUACACAGAGAAACCCUGUCUUGAAAAACCUAAAAAUAAAAUGAAUGGCCAAAGUGAAAAGAAACUAUAUAUUCAACUCCAGAACCUGGAGGUUUUGUUUGCUGUGGCUGACAGCAGUUAGGGAAUUUAAAAUCUAGGGUGAGAGAGAGCCCAAGAGCAAAUGUCGUUGGCACCAACAAGGCCUACCUGUCCAGAGUGUGCUUUGAAUCCAGUCAGUGUUGGGGGCCCAGCCCUUCCAAAGGACCCACCUCAGUCCCUCACAGAUAACUAACUUCAGCUCCAGAGGAUCUGACGCCCUCUUCUGGUCUCCUUGGGCACCUUGCCCAUAUGUGGCAUAAGCACGCGCGCGCGCACACACACACACACACACACACACACACACACACACACACAGACAAAGUAAUAAAUAUUUCAAAAACAGCAGAGGGGUCAGCAAGGUUCUUCAUCAGAAGCGGCUUGCUGUCAGUCUGACAACGGGAAGAAGAGAACUGACUCCUCGAAUGGUCCUCAGACCUCCACAUGCUCCAUGACACUGGCCUGCGGGUGCGCACACAAAAUAAAUAGGCAGAGGUAAUAAAGAUAAAAGAAUUCAGAAGGAAGGCAUUGCCCUAGGAAUCUCCGAUCUCAUUGGGUCAGACAGACAGAUGUCAUACCUACAGUUAAAGCUGGGAAGUGUCUUAGGUCGUAUGUCAUCCCACGUGCUGUUUGGUGCAGUAACCACAAGUGUUCAUGCUGCAUGAUUAACUUCAUCAGUGUUUCAUUCGUUGCCUAAGGGGGUGCACAGGGGGAGUAGCUCCUGGUGAGACAGUUAGAAAGGACUUGGAGGAAGCAAGGCGUGGCUGUGAGGGAGUCUUUCCCUGGAGAGAAGCAAGUUGUUGCUGGGUGUAGAUGUGGGUCUGUUGAGGAUGGCAGCCUGUCUCUGCCCUGCCCCGCCAGGAGACCUGACACCUCAUCUCCUUUCAACUUAGGCAAGUCUUCUGGCUUGUGAAGGCCUAGCAGGUGUGAGUUUGGUUCCCACUGCAGCCAGCAAGAAGAUGAUGCUGAGUCAGAUUGCCAGCAAGCAGGCCGAAAAUGGCGAGCGGGCAGGUAGCCCCGAUGUGCUGAGGUGUUCCAGUCAGAUGGACUGUAAGCCUAGAUUUGAUUUGUCUUCAAAGGGCCACCGAAAAGACAGUGAUAAAUCCCGCAACCGCAAAGAUGAUGACACCUUGGCUGAGGCCUCUCAUUCAAAAAAGACUGUUAAAAAGGUGGUGGUAGUGGAACAAAAUGGCUCUUUUCAAGUAAAGAUCCCCAAAAAUUUUAUUUGUGAACACUGCUUUGGAGCCUUUCGGAGCAGUUAUCACCUCAAGAGGCACGUCCUUAUCCACACGGGUGAGAAACCGUUUGAGUGUGACGUAUGUGAUAUGCGUUUCAUCCAGAAGUACCAUCUUGAACGCCACAAGCGGGUACACAGUGGCGAAAAGCCUUACCAGUGUGAACGAUGUCAUCAGUGUUUUUCUCGGACAGACCGAUUACUCAGACACAAACGGAUGUGCCAAGGAUGCCAGUCCAAGACUUCUGAUGGGCAGUUUUCUCUAUAGGCAGGAGGGGCCCUAGGUGGUGGGAGUGAUGAGGAGUGUCUCCUGAAGAGCAUGACCUGUGCUCUGACGUCCCACCACCACUCCCUCUGGACCUGUCCCCUUUCUAGAGGACUGGCCCCUGGCGAGCAGAAGAGCAUCUGAGGACAUCGGCUCCAGAGCCUCAGCUCUGUAACUAGUCUGGGACUAUGAGUGUCCCGGGGACACCUGCAGCAUUCCUGGGCAAGGGAGCUGGUCCCUGAACCUCAGCCGAGGUGAGGUGGGGACUCAGGUGCAGGACCAAGACUGAAGUGUUCCCACAACCUAGGACUGGAACUGGCAGCUAAAAUGGAAAGGACUGGGGAGGGGUAUUCGUUUGUUCUGCUCUUGUUUUUGUUUAUCCAAAAGCAGUUUCAGCAGGUAAACUGGAGACACAGGUAAUGUGGAGGGGUAAAGUCCUGAAGCACAGGGAGGACUGUGCUGGUCUGGCCGUUCCUGUUACUGUAGUCCCUCAGUGUUCCACAGCCCUGCACAGUACUUCCUCUUUGAAAGCAGGCAGGGCGGGGGCUGGCAGCUGAGCUUCCUUGGACUUCUUAUACACUGUGAGGACAAAAGGAGAAACUAGGAAGGACAGACGUGGGCUGGACAAGAAGAGUGGGCAUACCUUUUUUUAUCUCCUCAAGAAGAGUGGUGUUGUGCCACGGGCGUUCCCAUGGUUUGUGCAGCCCUGGGGCCUGAUGGGGUCAGCUCAAGUGCCUUGUGGAGGAAACUUGGGUGGGGUGGCCCAUGCAGCCCUCUCUGGGCAGUCGGUCUUGGUUGUGGUUUGUGGCUACCUCGCUUGUCCUUGACUCCAGAACCCAGGCGGAGUUGAGCAGGGAGUUGUGAUGUCUGAGUGGGCUGUCCUUUGUGCCCUCUUAGAACAAGGAUAGUCCAAAGUUUUGCUAACAACUGUGAGAACAAAGAUUGUGACAGUCCUGACUGACGUGCGUGAUAGAGCCCUCUCCCUGCUGGAGUCCUCCGCCUGUUCAAGUAGAGGAGAUGGAGGUCUGGUCUGGUCUUCAGUCUCAAAGAACCGACCUUGGCUCCCUCCUUGAUAGGCAUCCCUACAGAGUGGUGGGCGAGGAUGCUACAGAGGGAGGGAGGAUUGCAGGAAGACACCUAAUGUCUGUUUUGUUCUUGACCUUAACUCUGUUCCAACACCCUGUCCAUCUUGUCUUCCCCUGGAAUAGUGAUUGGAUUUGUUUGUAUGUCUGAUUUGUGAGUGCUUGUGUUUCUUUGCUUGGAAGGGAUGAGAGUUAUUGACCGAAAUUUAUUCGGCCACCAACUUAGAGGACAGACAGACUUGAAGGACGUCUGCCUCCCAGAGCUCGCUGAGAACAAGGGAACAGAGGGGCUUGUUCCAGAAGGGUGUCGAGGCUUUUCCGGUUGUUGUUAGGUUGAUUUAACAGUGUACUGGCCAUAGUGUUUCUAAGCCAGGGCUUCUGAACAUGUAUUUCCUAAAGUGAAAUAACACUCUUCCUGCUAAAGAGAGGAUUCUCAAGGGAGAUGUUGGGAUUUUGUUGAGCGCUACCCGCCCCGAGGCCUACUUCAGGUGUAAUCACUGGGUUACACCUGAGUGCACAGCUGCAGCUGCAGCUGUGGGUAGGACUCUGAGAUGGCGGCCUCCAGGAAGAAGUUCUUGACUUGCAAAUGAAAGCCAGGCAGCAACCUAUCCUAAGGUCUUUUCCAAUUUUGGGGGGGAUGGUCUGCCACAACUUCAGGGCAGAGGUACUAAACGGAAGAAGGGAGGGUGUCUCACCCUUCAGCUCUCCUCUGGUAGCACUUGAGAGGAGGUCUGAGGAACAUGCACUGCCGUGUGUCCUAGCUGUCUGCUGUCCCUCUGACAUGCUCUAGGACCUGUACCUCAGACCUUCAUCCACCACAUGGCCCCUGGGCAUCCGUGCGCAUGUCACACAGACCCUUUACUGUUAGAGGGUUCUGCUGGGCUGGGAUUUUUCUGUCAUAAAACUCUGGGAAAGAGGAUACAUUGAGAAAGAUAUCCUUCCAAAAAAUGCUUUUGAGAGUGGGGUCCCUCUCUGCCACUUGAAGAUGAUCCGUUUGUGCUGAAAGUUGUAAGAGUGACCCGUGCCUCUGCAUGUAUGAAUGUGUGUACUGGGUCAGAGCAGACCCUGCAGACCGUGGCUGAGAGAAGUGAGAGAACUGAAUGUGUACAUACAGCUCAACCACACUGCCAAGGCCAGGUUCGAGAAGCUCAGAAGUUGGCAGUGGGUGAGGGCAGACAGGCUCUGGGGUGGAGGUAAUACAACAGCCCAGGAGCCACAUCUCUACCCAGGGAAUGCAGACAGCCGUAAAGGUUCCUGGGCCCGACGCCGCCUCUGCUGGGGUGGGCCGUUAGCACUGGACAGAUGUCUCAGGUGUGUGUGGAAGGGACAUGAGGAGAAGGUGGGUGCUCAGACAUCAGAAUGUGGAUAUGGGGCUGGUGGGGAGAGUAAUACCAGUCCUAGGGUGGACUCCCACAUCAGGCCCUGCCAUCCUGCCCUUGCUGGUGCCUGCCCUUUCCGUCAGUCAGUCCGUCCGUCCGUCCCCAACAGCCUCUUGUCAUCAUUUAGCUACUGAUUGUACUUUAUGGCUUGACAUAGGGUUAGAGGAGUGCGGUGGCCACUCUCUCCCCGGGUUCCCUCUGCCCCUGCUAUGGCCCUGGGCUUUUAUCUUCAGUUCCCCUCCUGUCCUGCUCUUUUUUUUUUUUUUUAAAUAUACUUAUUUUGCUAUGAGGGAGGGGACUAUCGAAUGGACAAGAUCACUUUUAAUGUAGUUUUUAUAAGAUGUUAUAAACUCGUAUCUUUUUACCAUUAAAGUGCAGUGUAUGUUCCUUCGUGACACAUUUAGGAUAUUUAAAUAAAAAGGAUGGCGCUUUUCUACA
Molecule: messenger RNA, 6495 nt
Organism: Rattus norvegicus (Norway rat)
Lineage: Eukaryota; Metazoa; Chordata; Mammalia; Rodentia; Muridae
Source: RefSeq, a predicted model, not a curated record